This is a messenger RNA of Ictalurus furcatus (blue catfish), 1255 nucleotides long. RefSeq names its product UDP-N-acetylglucosamine/UDP-glucose/GDP-mannose transporter. Gene Ontology annotation, cellular component: Golgi apparatus. The transcript is spliced from 13 exons. Gene Ontology annotation, molecular function: GDP-fucose transmembrane transporter activity; antiporter activity. Lineage: Eukaryota; Metazoa; Chordata; Actinopteri; Siluriformes; Ictaluridae. The record is from RefSeq and is a predicted model, not a curated record. Bases 41 to 1057 code for a protein of 338 amino acids.
GGGCGGGGUUUAGCGUGUCGGAGGUGGGAGCGGGGUAAACAUGGCGGAGGCUCGGGUGCGGGUUCAGGCUCGAGCUCGAGCUGAGGUGAGAGUUGAGGAGAGAAACACACCUUUCCUCUCCUCACAGGACACACAGCGCGGCGGGGUUUCAUUCCUCAGGUUAUUCACCGCCGUGUUUUACGGCCUCAGCUCCUUCCUCAUCGUGGUGCUGAAUAAAAGCGUCCUGACCAACUACAGAUUUCCAUCGUCGUUAUGUGUGGGGAUCGGACAGAUGUUGGCGACGGUGUGUGUGUUGUGGUCAGGGAAAACCCUGAGACUCAUCCACUUUCCGGACAUGGACAGGAACAUCCCACGCAAGACAUUCCCUCUCCCGCUCCUGUAUGUAGGUAAUCAGCUAACCGGCCUCCUGGGAACUAAACAAGUCAACUUGCCAAUGUUCACUGUGCUCAGGAGAUUCUCCAUUUUAUUCACCAUGUUAGCAGAGAGCUACCUGCUCAGGAAGACGUAUGCAUGGAGUGUACAGCUGACAGUAUUCAGUAUGAUGGUAGGAGCGUUUAUCGCUGCCAGUACAGACUUGACCUUUGACCUCCAAGGCUACACGUCUAUCACGGUCAAUAACGUAUUAACUGCAGCUAACGGCGCUUACAUGAAGAAGAAACUCGACUCCAAGGAGCUGGGGGAGUAUGGCCUGCUGUAUUAUAACGCGUUAUUCAUGAUCAUACCCACUGUGUGUGUCGCUUACUACACUGGAGACCUGCAACAAGCUGCGGGUUUCGAUGGCUGGACUGAUUUACUCUUUCUCACUCAGUUUACUCUUUCCUGUGUAAUGGGGUUUGUCCUCAUGUACUCCAUUGUGUUAUGCACACACUACAACUCUGCCCUGACCACCACCAUCAUCGGCUGUGUGAAGAACAUCAUGGUAGCGUAUGUGGGGAUGGUGUUUGGUGGCGAUUAUGUCUUCACCUGGUUGAACUUCAUCGGCUUAAACAUCAGCAUCACCGGGAGCCUCGUCUACUCCUACAUCACCUUCACUCAGGAGGGCACCAAGAGUUCCUGAUGAAGAGGACGGAUGAGUGUGAGAACCAUGAAGCUGCUGUGUGUGUGUGUGUGUGUGUGGUUGAUUUGUAAUGAAAUGAAUAUCAGUUUUUAAUGAAGUGUUCCAGACUGUGUGUUAAAACUGUAUAUUAUAAUUUUGUCAUUUGUUUUGUAAUGAAUAAUUAAUAAUGCAGUUACACAGUAAAGGACGUCACCUCUA